This is a messenger RNA of Aureobasidium musti, 1122 nucleotides long. The record is from the annotation of a GenBank genome assembly. NCBI's taxonomy places the organism in Eukaryota, Fungi, Ascomycota, Dothideomycetes, Dothideales, Saccotheciaceae.
AUGGCGCGUCAGCAGAAAGUUGCUAGGUCGAUAGUCUAUGCUAUUCUCGAGAACAAUAGAGCGAAGGUGCGAUCGCUGCUUGUACGGAUUCUUGCGGCCAUCGCAUAUUUCUUUGCGCUUUACCAAUUAUCGUUGACUAAACAUCGCAAUGAUCUCUUCGAAAAACUACGCGAACAGUGGCAGGUGGAUGACGAAGACUACAAAGAUAGCUUUAGUCAGAGAAAUGGCUUGAAAUCGAAUGGCGAUAUGGGGUUUUCCGGAAGCGUAAGCAGAUUGUCUACUGUGCGAGAGCAGCAUACUAAGCAAUACGCANNGACCUUCUACACGACUGGAGACGGAGCAUAUCUAGUGAAAAGUGUCCCUCGAGGGUUCGAGCAUUCAUUNUUCCGUGACGAAUUCCUGGAACCUUACUACAACCACAUGAUUGAACACACCAAGUCAUUGCUCAUCCGGAUUACUGACUUUCUCGAAUGGUCACGCUUCGGCAUAGGCGGCCUGCUUGGUACUGCACCAACUCAUCAUAUCAUCAUGGAGAACCUCUUAAUCGGCAAGGACAAGGAUGACACGUCGAAAUGGGAGACCUGGGACCUGAAACCUACGUCGUACUUUUUCCCCGAGCGAGACAUCGCAAAUGGCAAGCUGACCUCUGACGCCACUAAAGACCGUUUAGCAGACAAGUUCGAGGACAAGAUAGUCCUGACUCAGUCCCAGGCUGAUGAUCUCUUUGAACAACUUUCGGAAGAUACCGAGUUGCUCAAACAGUGCAAUGCUGUCGACUAUUCGCUGUUCUUGGUCAGAAUUCCGCUUAGCAGUACCGACGAUACGUCUGCACGCCAAAGCCAGGAGGCAGCCAUCCAACAAUCGAAGAGACCUCCGUUUGUGCCACCAACAAAUUCCUGGCGUACCGGAGUGUAUUCCGCUGAUCAGAAGUUUGUGUUUCGUGCUGCCAUCCUCGACUUCUUCUGGGCUAAGCACAAGCUGCAACCAAGGGUCAUGACAUGGUUGAUCAAAGCAUGGAACCUUGUUGAUCGUCAAGGACAUAUGAGCAUCACCACCACUUCAGAGGAAUAUCGUCAGAGAUUUCUUUCGAUGUGUCAUGAGAUGGUCGAGAUUAAGAGCUAG